This is a messenger RNA of Euleptes europaea (tarantolino), 1026 nucleotides long. RefSeq names its product phosphatidylinositol specific phospholipase C X domain containing 1 (gene PLCXD1). Gene Ontology annotation, molecular function: phosphoric diester hydrolase activity. The record is from RefSeq and is a predicted model, not a curated record. Bases 1 to 1026 code for a protein of 341 amino acids. NCBI's taxonomy places the organism in Eukaryota, Metazoa, Chordata, Lepidosauria, Squamata, Sphaerodactylidae. The transcript is spliced from 6 exons. Gene Ontology annotation, biological process: lipid metabolic process.
AUGCGGCAAAAGAAGAAAAUGAAGAACCAUCCAAAAAAGUCCAUCCCCCCGUGCCAUGAACUUGCUUAUUGGAUGUCUCACUUGCCAGAAUGUCUCUGGACCAUUCCACUUUCCAACCUAUCACUUCCAGGGAGCCACGACGCUAUGACAUACAGCUUUGACAAGACGUCAACAGUGAGCGUAAAUGAAUCCAAGCUGUUGGAACUUAUGGACAAGCAUCUGCACUGUAUAAUACACCCUAUUAUUUUGAGGUGGUGCAUAACACAGGAGCUGACUGUGUUGGAGCAACUGGAUGCCGGAAUUAGGUACUUUGACUUUAGGAUUGCUCACAAGCCUGAUGAUCCUUCUAUGACUUUUCACUUUGUUCAUAUGCUGUACACUACAGCUGUUGUAGAGGAUGUCCUGUGGGAUAUUUUACGAUGGUUGAAAGCCCAUCCCUGCGAGGUCAUCAUUCUAGCUUUCAGAAACUUUGAUGGAUUGGAAAAGGACCAUCACCAUCAUUUGGUGUCUUGUAUAAAGCAGAUCUUCAGUGGCAGACUGUGUCCUAGAAAUGAUUAUAUGAUUCCAACCCUACAGCGCAUGUGGGCCAACGGCUAUCAGGUUAUCGUCUCAUAUGAAGACAUUGCUCAAGUGGCAGAGCACUCUGAGUUAUGGCCUGAAGUUCCAUAUUGGUGGGGAAAUAAGACUACAGCAAAAAAACUUAUCCAGUAUUUGGAGCUGAUGAAACGUGGUGGACGCCCAGAUGGAUUAUUUGUCGCAGGAAUCAACCUUACUGGAGAUUUGGGGUACAUCCUGGCACAUCUACAUUAUUCUGUAAAGAAAAUGACCCUCCGUGCCCUUCCAUGUCUAAAUCGCUGGAUAAAGAAGCAGCGACCUGGAGCAGAGAAAGACUGCAUUAAUAUAAUUGCUGGAGACUUCAUAGGAAGAAAUAAUUUUGUGACGAAUGUAAUCUGUCUUAAUGAAACGCUUAUUCCAAAAGAGCAUUGCUCAAAUAUGCUGCCUUUGCUCAGUUUUAGAAAAGCCUGA